Messenger RNA from Betta splendens (Siamese fighting fish), 3335 nucleotides. RefSeq names its product transient receptor potential cation channel subfamily V member 6-like. Gene Ontology annotation, biological process: calcium ion import across plasma membrane. Gene Ontology annotation, molecular function: protein binding; calcium channel activity. The record is from RefSeq and is a predicted model, not a curated record. Lineage: Eukaryota; Metazoa; Chordata; Actinopteri; Anabantiformes; Osphronemidae. The coding region runs from base 108 to 2024 and encodes 638 amino acids. The transcript has 16 exons. Gene Ontology annotation, cellular component: membrane.
CACAAAUGCUUUGUUGAGUUGCUUCUUGUAUCCCUUCCUGGCGCUGUGUCAUUUUAGUCUGUGAGGUGUUUCUUCUUCUUCUUUUACUUGUUGUAUCAUCUGCUACAAUGGAGCUGAGCCUCUGGUGGAAGCAGCUGAGGUUUCGCCAAGAAAACAACAAAGGCUGGAAUGGGAUGCUGGACGACAUGUUUCUGCUCCACACCAACCUCACGUACAAAAUCCCUCUGUUCUAUGCAGCUUUGAAGAACAGUGUUGAUGGUAUCAAGACUUUGCUGAGCUGUUCGUCCACUAAUGUCUUUGAGAGAGGUGCUCUCGGGGAAACGUCACUGCACGUUGCAGUGAUGAAUGACAACCUGGAGGCUGCUGUGGCUCUGAUGGACGUGGCACCUGAACUCGUGGACGAGCCAAUGACAUCGGAGCUCCUCCAAGGACUGACUCCGCUCCACAUCGCUGUGAUCAACCAGAACCUCAGUCUGGUCCAACAUCUCAUUGACCGUGGUGCUGAUGUGAACACGCCUCGGGCCACCGGCUUGUACUUCCAGAAGAGGAUCCAAGGACACCUUUACUAUGGUGAACACACCUUGUCUUUUGCUGCAUGUACUGGGAACAAAAACAUCAUCUACAUGUUAAUUGCUGCGGGAGCCAGCACCAGAGUCCAGGACCACAAAGGCAACACUUUGCUUCACGUCCUGGUUCUGCAGCCCAACCAGGAGACCGCCUGUCGCAUCAUGGACCUGAUUAUGGCCUGUGAUGCAGAGCUGGACCAGUCGGUGCCACUCGUCAUGGUUCCAAAUGUCCGAGGACUCACUCCUUUUAAACUGGCUGCCAAGAAGGGAAACGUUGCGGUGUUUCAGCACCUGGUUAACAGACGCCGUGUGUUCCAGUGCAGCCUGGGUCCCGUGACCUCUAAUCUCUACGAUCUGACAGAGAUAGAUUCAUGGGCCGACAACAAGUCUGUGCUGGAGGUGGUGGUGUGCAGUCGCCACAGAGAGGCCAGGAGGAUCCUGGAGGUGACGCCUGUGAAGCAGCUGAUCAGUCUGAAGUGGAACCUGUACGGAAAACACUACUUCAGGAUGCUGCUCUUUGUGUAUCUGCUCUACAUCUCCAUCUUCACAGCGUGUUGCAUGUUUCGCCCUCUGAAGCCGAUUCCUAAGGACUACCCAAGAGCAGACAACGACCAAACCGUCUACAUCCAGGAAAGCCUCAAAGAGAGCUAUGUGACGUAUGGAGACCACGUGCGGAUGGGGGGGGAGAUCAUCAGCGUGGUGGGAGCCGUAGCAAUGAUCCUGUUAGAGAUCCCAGACAUACUGAGGGUGGGAGCCAAGCGCUACUUCGGCCAGACGGCGCUGGGAGGCCCCUUCCACGUCAUCCUGAUCGUCUACGGAGGCUUGGUGGUCCUGCUGUGCGUGUUCAGACUGUGCCAGGUGCAACAGGAGAUGUCCGUCAUGGCCGUGUGCUUGGUUCUGGGCUGGUGCAACGUCUUGUUCUUCGCUCGGGGUUUUGAAAUGCUGGGUCCUUUGGUGAUUGUGGUGCAGAAGAUGUUAUUUGGAGACAUGCUCCGGUUUGUGUGUCUCAUGUUCGUUGUGCUUAUGGGUUUUGCCACUGCUCACUGGAUGUUCGACAUGACUCAGGUGCUUGAAAGCGUACCUGGCUACAGCACUUACCCCGUGACCAUCUUCACUGAGUUUGAGGUCGAUGUAGGUUUCAUAAAUCUGCCUGUGGAUGAAACCAUUCUAUCGCCCCCGAUCGCGUAUAUAGUAGAUGUUGGCUACAACAUCAUAGCAGCUAUUCUUCUGUUGAAUCUGCUGCUAACCAUGAUGAGUGAGACCCAGACAAAGGUGGCAGAGGAGCGAGACGAACUCUGGAGGACUCAGGUGGUGGCAUCGGUGCUGAUGCUGGAGAGGAGGCUACCAAGCUCUUUACUGCCCCGCUUCGGGAAAUAUGGCCUAAAGUAUGGCCUGAAGAACUGCUGGUACCUCAGGAUUGAAGGCAAGAAUGACCCAGCAAUGCCAAUGAUGAAGUGAUGCAUCCACCAUGGAGAGCAACACAACAAACGUGUUGACAAGAAUAUGACUAAGAUUCAUCAGCUGCAUCUGAAAUGAGUUGUCAAAAUUAAAUCCCAACUUUGAACCACGGUCUCUUCUCUUCAGGAGCUUAUGAAAGAGCAUUUUUACACCUUUGUGUAAAGCAAAUGCCUGAAUUCAACUAUAUUUUCAAAAUGUUGUGGGCAAAAUUAAUUGUAUGUAACAUGAAUGUGAUUUAUUGGAUAUAUAAUAAAUAAGACAAUGCAACAGAUGAUUUUUAAAGGGUUUAGGCAACAUUUCAUUUGUGAAAACUGAAUGUACUGGACUUUACUUGAUGUGUCCAUAUGUUUUAAACCUCUGUCAGAUUUUUCAGUAUAAACCUCUAGGGGACGGCUUAUAUUUCUGUUCAUGCUAACAAAUAUUUACUUAGGCCUCUCCAUUAGGUGUCUGUAGGUUUUCAUGACAAAAUGCCACACUGCCAGUCUCAUAAUGUGUCUUUCAAGCCCUAGUGGAGGAAGCCCUUUUAGUAGUCUGUCGAUUAGCCGGCUAGUGAAGUUGAUCUUCACAGCUCUUUGCAGGAGCGCGUAUGCUGUCAUGGGGUCACAGGUCACAAAGUCACCAGCUAAAGCUAACGACGCACUAACUGUGUGUUAAUGGCUAGCAACUAAAGCAACACAGGAGUCAGCAGUGGUGAGUUGAGCUCUGUGCCACGUGAUUGGAGCUGGAGACAGCGACACUAUGGUCUCUGAGCCUUGGCAGCACUCUCUCUCACGGCAGAAGUCCACUUGGCUCUGUAUGUUACUGCUAACGGAUCGCUAACAGUUAUAGCAACACAUGGCUCGUGGCAGCACCUUGAACACAGCAGUAACUGGCAUACAGUAGUUUUGUGUGUCGCUGUAGCCGUUAGCAGUAACUGCACCAAUAUGGUUAGCUAGACUUCAAACAAUAACUUCACAUUACAUAUUUCCAAUAAGUACCAAGCUUGUACCUACUGUUGAAGGAGUAUCUAAUUAGAACAGCCAACACCUCAGCACUUUGUCUAUGAACAAAGUAGCUGCACAAUGUCCUCUAUCAGACAGCAUUCAGGGGGUUUGUUCUGGUGGCAUGGUAGGGGCAGUGUGUAGUUUGAGACGAGGCGGAGUCCGGCCCCAAUGGUUACUCCGGAGCAGCGUUCGUGACUCCAGCUUCGCUUUCAUUUACCCGUAUUUGCAUUCAGAAACAAUAUGUAUUUGUUUUGGCCAUAAUUCACAUAGUAUUAGUCAUUGUAUGUCCAAUUAAACAUCAUCAAAUAUUAAAAUGACUAAAACCUCA